This is a messenger RNA of Naegleria lovaniensis, 579 nucleotides long. RefSeq lists its product as uncharacterized. Bases 1 to 579 code for a protein of 192 amino acids. The record is from RefSeq and is a predicted model, not a curated record. The transcript has 4 exons. Lineage: Eukaryota; Heterolobosea; Eutetramitea; Acrasida; Naegleriidae. Gene Ontology annotation, molecular function: GTPase activity; GTP binding.
AUGAAAAAACAAAAUUCAGUUGGUGGAGGUAUUCUUGGAAAUUCGAGCAACAGUGCCUCAUCGUCCAUUGAUGUACUGAUGUUGGGUUUACAAGGGAGCGGAAAGAGUUUCCUUAUUAAACAAAUGAAAAAUUAUUUGCAAAAUAAUGAUUAUUUAACUUUUUAUGAUGGGUUACCAACAAACGGAGUCAAUUUAGAUGAACUAAUAAUUGGAGGAAAGAAAAAAUCAAAAAAGAUUAAAUUACGAGAAGUUGGUGGAGGCAUUAUUCUCACCUGGCAUAGAUAUUUAGACGAGUGUAAAGUUAUUGUGUUUGUGAUCGAUAGCUCCUGCACCAUGCAGCUCUCUUCCUCGUGCAUUGAACUUUUAAACCUGUUGGCAAAUCAUGGAGAACAGAAGCCAUUUAUCGUUGUGUUAAACAAGAGAGAUGCACCAAGCGUGUUCAGUUCAGAAAUUUUCCAGCACUUCAUUAAAUGGAAUAAUGUUAAGGAACAUUGUAAACAUGUUGAACUUCUGGAAGUGAGCGCCCUCACAGGACAAAAUAUUCAUAGUCUCAUCGAGGCCAUGGACAGUUUAAUUUAA